AUGGAUCUUCCUGCUUCCAGAGAAUGUGUGGCCGUCAGCCUGUCAUCGGGAUACAAUCCACAGAUGAACGGGCAGAUGGAAAGGAAGAUCCAGGAGAUCGGUCGCUACCUCUGUACCUUCUGUCAUGGCCACCUGGACUCUUGGAACCAGUAUCUGGGUUGGGCAGAGUAUGCACAAAACUCCCUACGUCAGCCAUCCACCGGUCUUACACCUUUCCAACUGACAGACUACCUUCGCCGCUCCGAAACCCCCACUUAUCAACCUGGACAGAAGGUCUGGCUGUCUACAAGAGACAUCCGUCUACGCCGACCAUGCCGUAAGCUGAGUCCCAGGUUCAUUGGCCCAUUCACCAUCCUGGAGCAGAUCAACCCUGUCACCUACAAACUUCAACUCCCACCUGAGUAUCGCAUUCACCCUACAUUCCAUAGCCUGGCGUUGACAGAGCCGAACCCCCCCUCCCACUCCUACUGGAUGACGGAGCUGCCUAUUCUGAACUCCCGGUGCCGUAGUGGUCAGCUCGAGUACGUGGUAGACUGGGAGGGCUAUGGUCCUGAGGAACGCUCAUGGGUACCGCGCAACAACAUACUUGACCCAAACCUACUGGAAACCUUCCACUCUGCUCAUCCCGACAGACCUCCCCCUCGUGGAAGAGGACGACCAACACAACGGUCCAGUGGAGUGGAUGAUCCUCAUGUGUUCAUCAGUUCUGGUGAAAAUGUCCAUCUGCCCUGUAAUAAUGAUCUUUCUGACAGCAAAUCAACUACAUGGCUCUACUAUAACAGAUAUUCAGCAACGGUUGCACUGAUUGAAUUAGGGAUAAAGAAGAAAGACACAGAGAGACAUGAGAGACUGAGUCUGGGGUCUGACUGCUCUCUGAACAUCAAGAACGUCACAGAAGAAGAUUAUGGAUCUUAUAUCUGCAGACAAUUUGUGAAUGGAGAACAACAAGGAACUGAUGCAGAUGUUAAUCUGCAUGUUCUUCAUGUUUCAUCAUCAUCAUCAUCAUCAUCAUCAUCCUCACAGACUGAGAUCAGUCCAGGUCGCUCUGUGACUCUCUCCUGUCAGUUGUAUUCUGGAUUCUCCUGUGAUUAUUGGGUUCGUUCUGAGGGUCUUCAUCUGUUGUGGGUGAAUCAAGCUGGUGUUGAUCUGAAGACAGACUCCAGAUAUCAGAUAUUAUUCUCAUCAGAUCACUGUAUCAUCACUCUGACUACAACACUCCUGAAUGAAGAUGACAACAGAGAGUGGAGAUGUCAGCUUGCUCACAGAAAUCAACUCCAGACCUCAGUCAGAUACACUGUCAAGUAUUCAGUGAUUGUGAUUGUUGUCGCUUCAUUCGCUGUUCUCCUUCCUGCUCUUAUUCUCUGGAUGAUUCGCAGAAAAAGAGACGAUAACAGAAGAGGAACUGAUGACUCUGAGGAUCAUCAAACACGACCUGUCUAUCCAACAGGACAGAUCACUCUUCCUCAACAGGAGCAGACAGAUGAUCAUGUGACUUAUUCUGAGGUCACUGCGUACAGUAAAAACCAAGACCAAAAGAAGAAGGUUCGCUGUGAUGAUAAAGUGACUUAUGCUUCCAUCAGAGGAGCAAAAGCUGGAUCUCAGGAAAACUGCAGUGAACUUUAUGCCUCUGUGAACAAGAACCAUCACAAAUCAGUCAAAUAAUGACACAAAAACCACAUGAGCAGAAGAAGAUGAAUCUAAUAGAACUGAGUCCUAAUGGUGUCAUUCAGUGCCAUUAUAAAUACUUUCAAUGUCUUUUACAUGUUCACAAACAAACCCAAGUCAUGCUCUGAUUUAUGUGUAGUUAUUGCUUAUUUUUCUCAGUUCAGCAUGUUUUUUGUAUAGUUUCUGUCUGCUUGUUGAUCAGUUAAUGCUAGUGUCUUUAUUAUUCAUUCAGAGCUGCAGGU
Molecule: messenger RNA, 1907 nt
Organism: Megalobrama amblycephala (Wuchang bream)
Lineage: Eukaryota; Metazoa; Chordata; Actinopteri; Cypriniformes; Xenocyprididae
Exons: 11
Coding region: 1-1662 (553 amino acids)
Biological process (GO): T cell activation; positive regulation of ERK1 and ERK2 cascade; interleukin-15-mediated signaling pathway
Cellular component (GO): membrane raft; external side of plasma membrane
Molecular function (GO): MHC class II protein binding; nucleic acid binding; protein tyrosine kinase binding
Source: RefSeq, a predicted model, not a curated record